AUGAACAAUUUACUUAAACGAUUCGAACCAUCCUUAACAGAUGUGAUCAAGUAUCUCCAAGAACAUUAAGACAUGAUCUUAAUUGAACGCAACCCUUAUUAGGCAGAUAGAUUGAUGAUGAUGUUGGAUAAUGAGAAGUUGGAUGCUUUAGACAAGGAGUUUCAUGAACAUCCGAAUGGCAUUGAGUUACCAAAUUUCAUAUGGCUAAUGAAAUGUGCAAUCUCCCAUGCUCCUGAGGAUAAAUAUGAAUUAGUGAAUGGGUUGAUAAAGUUGUUCCAGGAUAUAGAUAUCAAUGGGGAUGGCCAUAUGGAAUGGGCUGAGUUCACUUAAUAUAUUAUCGAUGCAGUUAUUGGUUCGAAGGAUGCUUAACUUUAUGAUACCAGAUUUGAGAAGGAGAGGGAACUGACAGAAAUUGAAGUACUUGACAGAGCCUAUUCAAGAAAAUCUAAACGUUAUAUCCCUAUGGCAUAAGUAGAUGAUUCUAAUCACAAGAACCCAAUAAAGAACAUUGCCUACUGCGCAUAAUUAGAUAGUGUUAUUUGUUUGGAGUCAAACUCUUAACAUUUGAGAUUCUACACUCCUGAGUGCCAGGAUAAGAAGGUUACUCUGGCACCUGAAUCUGAAUAAGGCAAAAUAUUCAUCUUACAUUUCCACACUGUUGACAACUAUAUUGCAGCAGUUACAAGUGAUAGACAAAUGAUAUUCUGGGAUGCAACAACCUUUAAAGUUAUUAAAUAAUUCAAGUAAGAAGUUUUAUAGACUGGUAUCUGGUACUUCCCUUAUCAUGAAUUAUGGGUAACAGCUGGAUCCGAUUACAAUAUUAGAGGAUGGAGUAUACCUUGGAAUGAAAAGGAUUCUAAAGGAUAGGUAAUUAAAUUCUUGAAUGCUCAUACAAAACAAAUAACUGAUAUUGUUGAACUGAUUAGUCCCAAAUUAUUGGCAUCAGCAAGUUAAGAUGGUAAAAUUAAGUUAUGGGAUAUGCAGGAUUAGAAAUUUAUAACAGAAUUGAAAACACCAGCUCCAUCGAAAAGAGGGGUUAAAGGAUUAAGUUACAAUCAGGAUUAUGGAUCGAAUUUAAUUAGUUAUGGAUUCGAAACCUAUAUCAAUGUUUAUUGUCCAGAAGUGUCAAUAACAAGAGCAUAUAUUGGAAGAUUAGAGGGUCAUUCUUCAUUGGUGGUGACUUGUAAAUUCAUCCCCUAAUCUCCUAAUUGUGUUAGCAUUGAUGACCAUACAAAUAUUAGAAUAUGGGAUAUUAGAUAGAUGAGUAGUGUGUAAGUGAUACCAAAUGAUUAGUAAUCUCUAGUAACUGAUUUGUGUAUAAUAACAAGGACUGAUAGAUUUGUUUAUUCAGGGAAGAGAUUAAAUUAUUUCUAUAAUGCUGCUUAAAUGAGUAGUAAUUAGAAAUAGAAAGGACCUAAUGAGGAAGUGUAUCCAAUCAAUGUUGAAUUCAACAUGUAUUUCAAUUAAUUCAUUGUUUUAACCAAGUUUGAUUUGAGAAUAUAUGAUGCAAUGGGUGGUAAGUUGAAGAAAGUGAUGAAUGAAGUAUUUGAUGAUAAAAUAUAAUUGGAUUUGUCAACUUUCUGUUUUGGAGGAAGACAAAGAAAACUAUUCAUUGCCGACAAUGCUGGAUUGAUUAGAUAAUAUAAUAUGAAGACAGGAGAGUAUCUAAAAAAAGUUAAUAUGCAUAAUGAAAUUGAGAACUCAGAGUUUGCUAAUAAAUUGGCUAAUAUCAAAAAAAGAGAUACAUUGGAUAUCAGUUCAAUUAUUUUCUUAUAAGAAGAGAAACUGUUGAUAUCAGCAAGUCAAGAUUCCACUAUUAGAAUAUAUGAUGAAACAGAUCCAGAAGAAUCAAUCUUAUUAAAGGUCUUUUGUGGUGGACAUCAAAAUUCUGAAAUCCUAUCAAUGGCAUUCAGUCCUAAUUUCACUAUGUUAGCAACUGGAAGUGCAAAUGGUUUGAUUUCUCUAUGGGAUUUUGAAACAAGUAAAUUAUGCGGAGUGCUUAAUACUCCAUAACCAUUGCCAGAAGUUACUGCUUUAGAAUUUGCUGAUCCAUAUCCUGUCUUAGUGAGUUUGCAAGGAAUACUUAUAAGCAUCUGGAAUAUUAAAACAAAUAAAUGUCUGUUAAGAAUCCACACUAAUCCCUAACAUCCAAUGUUAUCUGUGGCCAUCUUCUCAGACAUAUCAAGUGGACCUUCAAGAUAGGAAUUGUUACCUGAAUUUACAGGACCUUUGGUUGAUAAGACUGCUCAGGAUAAAAAGUCAAAAUUAAAUCUAUAAGAGGAAUAAGAGGGGUUGAUGAAGGACAUUUAACAAUAUGAUACUGAAUAACAUCAAAAUAAAAGGAGGGCCUUACUUUACAUGGGGGAUUAGAAGGGAUAUAUGCAUAUUCUAUCACUAACAGAGUUUUUAUCGAGAAAAGGAAUUACUGAAAUGGAAAAAUUAAAGAAGGGUCAUUCUUAUUAAUUAAAGAGGAAGGAUUUGAUAGAUGUAUCCAAGAGUGUUGAAACAUUCCUAGUAUAAGAGGAGAAACAAUAGAAUCCUGUUCUUACUUGCAAUAUUUCUGCCUUACUUAUUAGAUAAUGGGUAGCUCAUAGUGCUGCGAUUGUUAAAAUCAAUAAGGUUCGAGAGUUAGUAUCAUUUAUCAGUUCAUCUAUGGAUAAACACUUUAAGAUAUGGUCCAUGAAAGGAGAUUUGUGGUCUGAUAUUAGUUUGGCUAAAUAUGAUGGAUCCAAUUAUUGGAAGUUCCCUUUUGAUUGGGUUGGAUAAAAACUAAAAGAUAUUGAAUUAGUGUUUGAUGCUUUAAAAUUGAUUGAAAAAGAGAACCUAUCUCCAUAUGAAAAGGAAAGAGUGAAGGUCAGAUUUCUGGUUAAUAAGUAUUUUAAUGAACCAGCAUUGGAGGAAAUGUAAAGAAAUUAUGCUUAACCUGAAUAGGUGAUUGUUCAGAGAGAGAAAAAACGCCUCAUUUAAUCAUAAUCCUAGCCUAUGAACAUAGCCUUGAAAUCGAUUGCUGAACCAUACAAAGAAUUGACACAAAAAAUGAAGGAUGAUCAAUUGAAAAAGAAGAAACUAGAAUUACCUGAAGUGUAAGAAGAACCAAAAAGACCUCAAUCUUAACAUGGGCUAGUGCAGAGAUUGAUCCUUGCAUUCAAUGACAACAAAGACAUAGCCAAAGAGGAUGGAAUUGAUCCCAAAAAGAAACAACCUAAUAAAAAUAAUCAUUAGAAACGAAUCUAAGAACUGCCUCAAAUGAAACCCUCUACUAGUCAUUCGACUUUCUUAUAAAAGUAUCAAAGAAAUUAUAGAUUCAUUUAAACUCAAGUUCAGACGAGACCACAUACUGAAUCUAAGAAAUAUAAAUUUGUUCAUGACAUCAAAUACUAAUUUGGAGAAUCUCAAAGAGCCAUGAAGAUCAAAUAUUAUCAAAACUCUCUUAAAUUUUAAUCUAUAAGUCCAUAAAUGUUAUGUGAUGACAAUGAAAUUCUAUAGAUGAAGUGCAAAUUCUACAAAAAAUAAAAUGAAGAUCUCAUCGAAUCAGAAUCAUCUGAUAAAUCUUAUGAAGAAGAUGAUCUUGGACAUCCAAAAUAACAUAAACAAAUUAUUGCUAGUCACAAUUUCUUAAACAAUGCUCAAAAGAACGAUCACAAAGUAUUAAAUACAAAAAAAAAGAUUUUUGUUGUCUGA
Paramecium tetraurelia is the source of this 3681-nucleotide messenger RNA. RefSeq lists its product as uncharacterized. NCBI's taxonomy places the organism in Eukaryota, Ciliophora, Oligohymenophorea, Peniculida, Parameciidae. The transcript is spliced from 4 exons. Gene Ontology annotation, molecular function: calcium ion binding; protein binding. The record is from RefSeq and is a predicted model, not a curated record.